Messenger RNA from Salvia miltiorrhiza (redroot sage), 1967 nucleotides. RefSeq lists its product as uncharacterized. Lineage: Eukaryota; Viridiplantae; Streptophyta; Magnoliopsida; Lamiales; Lamiaceae. The transcript has 15 exons. Bases 319 to 1584 code for a protein of 421 amino acids. The record is from RefSeq and is a predicted model, not a curated record.
AAAAAUUAAAAAUAAAUAAAAACUCAAACAAACAUUCAACCUGGCGUCGGUCUGGCUGCGAACUAUUGUGUUUUGUUUUGUCGGUAAUGAUACAGUCUUCUCUUACAUAAGCAAUAUACAUACAAUACAUACGCCUUCUAUACGUAUAUGUGUGUAUAUGUGCGUGCGUUUAAAACGUUGAAGGAGGGGUUGUUUAUGGUGGCGUGGAGGUUACAGAAGACUACUCGUUGCUGUCUGGUGAUUGGUUGAAAGGGCUAACAACAAAAAAACAAGGCCCUUUUUUGUUCUGAGAUAUUUUCUGGGCUUUUUUCAUGCACCAUGAAGUCCAACAAUCCUGUUUCUGUACCAUCAGAUUCUAAAACUAGAUCAUUUAAAUGCAGUCUCCUCAUUACUAUGUGUUUGAUCGCCACUGCUUUCUUCAUUGGCAGUGCGUGGCUGGGGAGAGAUUCUUUAAUGUUAUCUCCUGGGAUUGGAUUUAAUAAUAACGAGCAAUAUACAGAGAAUGUCAUGAAGUGCGAGGUAUCGCCAACACUUAGCAUCGGAGUGGAUAAGGCGGAGGAAGACAAUACACAGCUUGACAAGUGCAAUGACAAGUGCAGGCCUGUUGGCACCGAAUCUUUGCCAAAGGGAAUUGUUUCCAGAACUUCAAACUUGGAAAUGCACCCUUUGUCUGGCCCCAUUCCAGAUGAUAGCAACUCCAAACACAGAAGAGCUCUGUUGGCCAUGGCAGUCGGCUUUAAGCAAAAAAAAUUUGUGAACGAAAUUGUGAAGAAGUUUCUGGUAGAAGAAGUUGAUGUGAUGCUCUUCCACUACGAUGGUGUUGUUGAUAAGUGGCGCGACAUGGAAUGGAGCGACGCAGUCAUUCACGUCUCUGCCACAAACCAAACAAAAUGGUGGUUCGCGAAGCGUUUUCUGCAUCCGGACAUUGUAGGCGAAUACGAUCAUAUCUUCCUGUGGGACGAGGACCUUGGAGUUGAGAAUUUCAACCCGGGAAGGUAUCUAGCUAUUGUCAAGGAGGAAGGGCUCGAGAUAUCGCAGCCUGCUCUGGAGCCCCAUAAGUCGGAGGUGCAUCAUCGCAUAACGAUACUCAACCGGAGAUCAAGGGUGCACAGGAGAUAUUAUAAGAUGAGCAGUGGUGGAUCUGGAAGGUGUGAUGGAAACAGCAGUGCCCCUCCCUGUGUUGGUUGGGUGGAAAUGAUGGCUCCUGUCUUCUCCAGAGCAGCAUGGCGCUGUGCUUGGUAUCUGAUUCAGAAUGAUUUGAUCCAUGCAUGGGGCCUUGAUAAGCAGCUCGGCUAUUGUGCUCAGGGUGAUCGAACUGUUAAAGUUGGCGUGGUUGAUGAGCAGUACAUCAUUCACUGGGGUCUCCCAACCCUCGGUGCCGUUUCAAACAAGACCAACUCGGAACCAGAUUCAAGUCCAAGGAAUGCACCAGAAUUGGCGAAUUCGAAGUCGGACAAACUUAACAACAGAUUAGCGAUCCGUCAAAGGUCGUAUGUUGAAAUGAGGGCCUUUACGGAUAGAUGGAAGAAGGCAGUGGAGGACGACGAAUGUUGGGUCGAUCCAUUUAAACACAAUCUCAAUUAACCAACUAUAUCCCUAUGCAUAUACAAAACAGAAGAAAACACAACAACAACAACACACCAGAUUCUUUUCUUACUGAAGAGCUCCAAGCCUAAUUAAAGCUAUUUUAGUCUUUACCAGGUGCUGCUAUAGAUUCAACACUCUACAAUUGAAAUACCCUCCCCUCUCUCUCAUUUUUCUUCUUUUUUUUCUUUGUAUAUCCUCUAAUGUUUCGAGGCCCAUUUUUUAUUUUUGUUUUAUUCUUUUACGAGCGAAUUGGAAAUAUAUAGUCUAGCUCCUCAUUGUCCCUAGAUUCUCAAUAAUAAUUCUUCAUUUCUCCCCAUAAUAAUUCGAGCCCCCAAUGGAUUGGACGAAAAACAUCUUAUCAAUUAAGUUGUGCUUCGUUA